Tetrahymena thermophila SB210 is the source of this 1557-nucleotide messenger RNA. RefSeq names its product kinase domain protein. Gene Ontology annotation, cellular component: cytoplasm. Gene Ontology annotation, molecular function: ATP binding; protein tyrosine kinase activity; protein serine/threonine kinase activity. Gene Ontology annotation, biological process: peptidyl-threonine phosphorylation; peptidyl-serine phosphorylation. The record is from RefSeq and is a predicted model, not a curated record. The transcript is spliced from 8 exons. NCBI's taxonomy places the organism in Eukaryota, Ciliophora, Oligohymenophorea, Hymenostomatida, Tetrahymenidae.
AUGAUAUCAGACCUUUUAAAUCAUAAUUAGAAAAACAAAAUAUUAAUUGAUUAGAUUAUAAAGCACAAAAUCAACUCAAAAGUAGCAAGCGAAUACUUUACUUUGAAUAAUAGUGGCUAAUUUUUGAUGGAGGGGCUAUAAAAAAGUACUUAAAAUUAAUAAUCAAACAAUGAAAAAGAAAACACUUUGCCACUUCAAUAAUAAAAAAUAGAUAAUUAAUAGAAAAGUUAUUAGCAGCUAUUUUAAGCAUCCUCUCAAUAAGAAUAGAGACAAAGCUUUAAACAAAGCCAAAAUAAAAUUCCAUUAAAAGCGAGUGAAUAACUGCCUAAAAAAGAGCAAAAAAUAACUAAUUUUAAAGGUAAUAGAGAGAAUUUUUCAAAAGUAAACGAAAUGGAUCCAAGCAUGGAAGAAAAUCAAUUAGUGAACACUUUUAACACAGAAUGUCCACUUUCCUCUGAGAGAUUCAUUUAGAAUAGCUGCUCUUCUCAUAAUUAUUAAAAGAUCUUUAUACCUGUAAUUCUCGAAAAUAAAUUUAACAGUUCAUAAGUAAAAGCUGGUUCAUAUAUAGUAGAUUUAUACAAAAUUGAAUCUCUGGAAAUAUAAAAUGAUAUUUUUUCAGUUUAUACAGGUAUUUCUCUCAAUUAGGAAUCAAAGAAUGAAUAGGUUACAAUUAAGAUAUAUGAACCAUCUUUCAAUCUGGGAUUGAAAGAGAUUACAAAUUAUCUUCAUCUCUAUGAAUUCAAUUUAUCUUUUCAUUAAAGUGGAAUUUGCAAAAUGAGAGAUUUUUUUUAUUAUAGAAAUAAAUUAUUCGUGGUAACUGACUAUAUAGGGAAGAAUAUAUUAAAUAUUAAUAAGAGAUUCCUCUCCUUAAAUUCAAUUAAGACUAUUAUGCAGAAAGCAUUUAAGAUAGUAGAGAACCUUUACAAUUUAUCUAUAAUACACCUUAAUUUGACUCCUUAGACAAUCAAUUACUACUUUACUAAAUAAACUAUUAAUAUAUGUAUAAGCGAUUUUGAGCAUAGUUAGUAGAUUGAAACUUCUUACACAUGCAAUUUUGAUAAUUUUGAGUAUGGAGAUUUAAGAUACUAAGCACCAGAAAUAAUCCUAGGGAUAGAAUAUACUACUAAGUCUGAUGUAUGGUCAUUAGGAUGUAUAAUGUAUGAGCUACUUACAGGAGAAACCCUUUUUAAAACCUAGGAUAAGAAGGAAAUUAUUUUCAUUAUUAAGAAAGUAUUUGAAAAUGAAGAUGAUGAAGAUGGCUGUCUAAAUAACGAUGGAUCAAUUUUGAAUAAUAAGUAUAUUGAAAGCUUCUAAACAUCUGUAUUCAUGGAUUAAAAUAAUUUAUCUAGAGAUAUGCAAUUAUCAAGUUCGAACCACUCAGCUACUAAGAAAAUUCAUGAGCUAAAUGAAAAGAUUCUUGAAAUUAAAUAGAAUUUUAAUUUGCUUAGGGAAUCUUCUCUUCUUUAUGAUUUUUUGAGAUAUUUACUUUCACCUAAUCCUGAGCAAAGGCCAUCCUUAGAAGAAGCUCUUUAGCAUGUAUGGAUUCAAGAUAAAUGA